Molecule: messenger RNA, 864 nt
Organism: Cavenderia fasciculata
Lineage: Eukaryota; Evosea; Eumycetozoa; Acytosteliales; Cavenderiaceae
Exons: 2
Coding region: 1-864 (287 amino acids)
Source: RefSeq, a predicted model, not a curated record
AUGGCAAAGAGAGCUCUAGAUGGAUUAAUGGUGUGGUUUGACAUUGAUGAUUACAACAAGACUAGUGAACCAUCUCCACUCAUCCCAUCAAAAGAGUUGAUUGACGUAAUCAAACAAUCAGACAUUGAAAAUGAAGCAGAGCAUCAAAAACAACACAAUUAUCGUAGUUAUCGUGGAGAAAGGGAGAUCUAUUUACCAGUCGAAAUGUUUAAAGGAUGGGAGCCCAUCAUGUCAUACUCUAUGAACCACUAUCACCAACUGGAACAGCUCGCCAUCACUACAACAAGGUUCACAAGCCGCAUGUCACCUGCAAUUAGCGCGUUGGCACUCUCUCAAAAACCUAUCAGCCGAUUCUUUUUUAGAGCUUACAAUCGUUCUGACAAUAUCUUGUAUAUUGAUCAAUUUGUUGGAAAUGAUGUCAUAAUUGAACAAGUAUCUACUAGUGGAGGAACUGGAGGUCGUCCUGUUGAAACAAUAACAACAAACCUACCAAAGGAUUACAAACAUACAAGAAUUGAAUUUAACCUUGAUACGAAUCAAGUUGAAGAAUCAUCAGAGCUACAACAUUCAUUUCAAAGUAAAUCAAAUUCUUAUCGAAUGAUUCAAGGCCCUGAAUCAUUGCCACCAUUCACAAGAAGUUAUUCUACCUCUAAUAACCGUCUUUUAUCAUCUCUAUGCUUUUCACCAAAAGAAAGAUUUGCUUCAUCAUCUUGGAUCAACGGCAAACAACUUGAAACCACUACAACUACCUUUAAUCAACCACCACAAUUCAAAUAUCGUUAUAGUAAUAUGAUGAUGACCUCUUCUUCAUCCAUCAUUCCAUCUCUAUCAACUUUAUUUAGAGUAUCUAAAAAGGUUAUUUAA